Morone saxatilis (striped sea-bass) is the source of this 911-nucleotide messenger RNA. RefSeq names its product interleukin 22 (gene il22). The record is from RefSeq and is a predicted model, not a curated record. NCBI's taxonomy places the organism in Eukaryota, Metazoa, Chordata, Actinopteri, Moronidae. Gene Ontology annotation, cellular component: extracellular region. The transcript has 5 exons. Bases 17 to 601 code for a protein of 194 amino acids.
CUUAUCAAACUCAACAAUGAAGCUCGCCACACUGGUCUCCGUCCUCUGUCCAGCUGCCGCCAUGCUGGUUCUCCUGCCGCUGCUCCUGAUUGGUUGCGGCGAGCAGGCGGCGGCGCUGCCUGUCGACCAACCGCUCAGCAAGCCGCUGCGAGACCCGCAGACAUACCAGGCCGUCCGGGAUGUGUCGCAACACGCUCAGCAGACGGAUGACGGCUCCAGCGCCAGACUGAUGCCCCGAGUCAAAGCUGAUCAGGACCACCUGAAGAUCUGCUGCCUCCACGCCAACAUCCUCGACUUCUACCUGAACAACAUUCUGCGUCACCAUGACAACGAGCAUCCCAGCAUGAACCGCCUGAAGACCGACCUCACGCGCGUCAGCGAGGACCUGCAGACUCAUGGCUGCAAUGUGACUCACUACCACGACCAUCACCACGCUGUGGAGUUUCGCAGAAAGCUCGCCAAAAUGGGGGGCGAGCAAGGCAUAAACAAAGCUGUGGGAGAGAUCGACAUUCUGUUCACUUACCUGCAGGACUUCUGCCUCCACCCGAGAAACUCCACCACCGCCACUGCCAACACCUCGGCUGUUUCUACUGAACAAUGAGCAAACAGUAUCUAUUAUCAUAUUUAUCAACUUUUAUACCAACAACUUUUAUACGUUUAUUUAUUAAUCUAUUUAAUUUGAGAAAAUAUUUAAAGUUUUUUAUAUAGAAGCGUACAGUAUUUAUAUUGACUCGAGUAUGACCGAUUGAUCUAUUUAUUGAUCAGAAUGUUUUAAUGCCUUAGCUGAAAGGUGUUGAUCAUGUUGCCAUGUUAUGGCUGAUUAUUAUAAAAAAAGUUGUUACAGUAUUUAAAUGUUGAACUCAGACUGUUGGACUGUGCUGAAUAAUGUGCAUGUGACAAAAUUUACUUGA